GUUUCCUCAAGUCCAGCUGAAACACACGGGGAAACUUUUUCUCGCUUCUGUCCGGUUCAGUGUCACGGUGAGCCGAUGGUAGACGCCGCCGUUGUGUGUUUUUAUAUCAUUUCUUUACGGAGUUAAUCCAGCAACAAGUGUCAGCAUGUCCUUGGCGGAGCAGCAGUGGUGUCCCUCAAGCGUCCAGGUAACGGUACUCCAAGCCAGAGGCCUCAGGAUAAAGGGGAAAAGCGGCACUAACGAUGCGUACGCGGUCAUGCAAGUGGGUAAGGAAAAGUACCAGACCUCGGUGGUGGAGAAGAGCGUGGCUCCGGUGUGGAAGGAGGAGGCCGCCUUCGACCUGCCGCCGUUGCAUCAGGGCGGCGGAGGGGAGCGAAGCACGCUGCGCGUCAACGUCCUGCACCGGGCCCUGGUGGGUCCAGACAAGCUGCUGGGACAGGCUGUCAUCAACCUGCUGCCGCUCAGCGAGGACAAAACCCGAAACAAGACCGAAUGGUUUAAGCUGCUGGACAAGACGGGCAAGGCGGACAAAGACAGAGGAGAGGUGCUUGUGGACAUCCAGUUCAUGAGAAACAACAUGACCGCCAGCAUGUUUGACCUCUCUGCUGCCGGCAAAUCCCGAUCACGCCUGGGCAAGUUCAAGGACAAAGUUCGUGGCAAGAAAAAGGAAUCGGAUACUGUGUCUACCAUAGUGCCGUCCUUUACCCAGGUUCUGACAGACAGCGAGGGGGAGGGAGACGGGGAUGGCGAGGUAGCUGCAGGAAAGGACGAGAAGAAGAAGAAACUUAAGAUGAAGUCUUUGUUUUCUCCAAAGUCUAACCUGCAGAAGAACAUGUCGCAGUCCAUGUCUGUUCUGCCUGCAAAGAACUCCUCGCUGAGCGGCAGCCAGUCCUCUGGUCUGAAUGUGGACUCCUCUGAAGGUAAAAAGAAGUUCAAGUUCAUGAUACAUAAACGCUCCGGCAGCUCAGACAGCAAAGAUUCCACAGCUGGUCAACAGAAACACGGCUCAGCGGAGCAAAGUAACUUGUGCAUCAAUGGCAGUCACGUAUACUGUGAAGAGCCACAGCCUCGGACCGCUCGCAUCGGCUCAAACUUCAGUCUGGCCAGUUCAGGCCACGGAUCCAUGGAAGAUGUCCCUGAAAGCUCUCCCCCGUCUGUUGAUUCACUCAGAGCUGUGAGGCAGUAUUCACCCUGGACGGAGGAGGAAGAGGAGGAAGCUGAAGGAGAAAAUAAGAGAGAGGAUAUGGAAGAAAUGAGGAUGAAAGAAAAGACAGAGGAGAUGGUUAGGAGACGAGAGCUGGAGAGGUUGGCUGAGGAGAAGAGGAGAAUAGAGGAAGAAGAAAGAAAGCAGAUUGAAGAGAAACGUAGAAGGGAGGAAGAGGAA
Molecule: messenger RNA, 1384 nt
Organism: Thunnus maccoyii (southern bluefin tuna)
Lineage: Eukaryota; Metazoa; Chordata; Actinopteri; Scombriformes; Scombridae
Product: rab11 family-interacting protein 1-like
Exons: 3
Biological process (GO): regulated exocytosis
Cellular component (GO): intracellular membrane-bounded organelle
Molecular function (GO): small GTPase binding
Source: RefSeq, a predicted model, not a curated record